This is a messenger RNA of Paramacrobiotus metropolitanus, 1296 nucleotides long. RefSeq names its product muscarinic acetylcholine receptor M2-like. Gene Ontology annotation, biological process: G protein-coupled receptor signaling pathway, coupled to cyclic nucleotide second messenger; chemical synaptic transmission. Bases 262 to 1224 code for a protein of 320 amino acids. Gene Ontology annotation, molecular function: G protein-coupled serotonin receptor activity; neurotransmitter receptor activity. The record is from RefSeq and is a predicted model, not a curated record. The transcript has a single exon. Gene Ontology annotation, cellular component: membrane; dendrite. Lineage: Eukaryota; Metazoa; Tardigrada; Eutardigrada; Parachela; Macrobiotidae.
GCAAUCGGAUGCCAGGACGCUGACAAGAUACGAUAUGGUCACACGGCAUGCGCAUAUUAUGAUAUCGAGCAUCUCCGAAACAGCCAGAGAUUACUUUAAUCGUCGGACUCCGGUUACGUAUGCAGGAACGUCGGAAUCGUUAGCAAAAUAAUCCCACUGCUGAGCGCUCUGUCACUAAAACUCUGUAUAACAAUAUAUUAUAUGCAUCUCUGAAGCGUAUAGUGAAGAGUGUCUCGCAUUCUACAGAUUACGGUUUCCAUCAUGCAGAUGCAUAAUAUUAAUAAUUCCACCAAUACACCUUUACCAACUAAUAUAUCCACGCCCUAUUAUGUUUCCGCGUGGGUUCUGCUUCCCCUGGUCAGCUUAAUAAUCUCCACGGUGAUCACCAAUCUGACCAUCAUCGCGACAUUCCUAAUCAUCCCGUCGGUGCGCACCGUCUUCAACUACUACCUCUUCAACCUGGCCAUCUCCGACUGCCUCACUGGCUCCGUGUCCAUGACCCACUUUGCUCUGCUAACCGUUCUUCGCCACUGGCCGUUAUCCCGUUGGCAAUGCACCAUCUGGGUGUACUUCGAUUUCUUGGGUACCUCACAAACUCUGCUGACCAUCACUAUAAUCGCCCUGGACCGAUUAUGGGCCAUCUCCUGGCCGGUGUCCUACCGGCAGCGUCACACCGAGAAAAAAUGCAUCAUUUUAAUCUGCUUCAGCUGGAUUUGGUCUAACUUAGUUAUCGUGCCGAGUUUGGUUUACAAUCGAAUACAUCGUACUUCCACCGACGAAAAAGAAUGCUAUUGGAGUAUCGACGAACCGUACGCUAGUUCGCUAUACGUGGCGAUCUUCACACAGUGGCUGCCGUCGGCCGUCACGGUGUGCUGCUACGUGAAGACUUCGUGGAAACUGUGGAGUAAACACCGCGCGGCGUUGCGCAUCCGCACGGCGGAAACGGCGCCGGAUAUCCGGGAUGUGGUGCGGAAGAAGAAGCAGCGGCAGGCGUUCGGGUGGUUGUCGGCGCUGUUGGCCGCGCUGGUGCUGCAGUGGAGUCCGUGGUUCAUCUACCGGAUUCUGGAUUUAAGCAGCAACUAUGAAAGUAACGAAUUCUAUGAGGCGUCUUACUGGUUGCAGUAUUCUCUAUCCGCUGUCAAUCCGUUUUUAUUUAUUCUGGGCAGCCUUGAGAUGCAUAACGGUAUAAAGCUGUUGUUUCAUAAAAUUUGCAAGUUGAAAUAACGGUCUCUUAAUGCGGUUUGCCGUUUAUUUUUUUUCAGAUGAUCAUUUUUCCAUCCGUUUAGUAAAAAUCGU